This is a messenger RNA of Sparassis crispa, 975 nucleotides long. Its product is annotated as Sec14 cytosolic factor. The record is from RefSeq and is a predicted model, not a curated record. Bases 1 to 975 code for a protein of 324 amino acids. Lineage: Eukaryota; Fungi; Basidiomycota; Agaricomycetes; Polyporales; Sparassidaceae. The transcript has 7 exons.
AUGCCUUCCAGCCAGCAAGAGAGCGACGCGAUUCUCGUACAGUUUCGUGAACAGCUCGUGCAGGAAGAUUUACUGCACGAAGGCGACACCAUCGGCACCGACGAUGGUACCCUUCUGCGUUUUCUCGUCGCCCGUGACUUUGAUUUGAAGCAGGCGCUCGCGAUGUGGCAGAAUUGUGUACAAUGGCGUAAGGCAGUAGGCGGUGUAGGCAUUGACGAGCUCUACCGGCGCAUGGACCGAUUGGAUUACCCGGAGCGGGACCAUGUUUUGCAGUACUGGCCAAGUAGUUUCCAUAAGACGGAUAAGAAAGGACGCCCGCUGAAUUUUCAAUACUACGGCGGAAUCAACAUGCCGGAGCUCUACAAAGGUAUCUCACCCGAGCGCCUCUGGGAAUACGUUGUGGUGUCAGCGGAAUCUCUGCCCCGCGAGUGUAUUCCUAUUGCGGAACGUGUCUCAGGCACCCCAAACCUCGGUCACCAUUGUAUUGUUGACCUCAAGGAUUUUGGGCUUUCUCAGUUUUGGCAGAUGAAGAAUUUCUGCCGCGACGGGUUCGCGAUGACACAGAAUUACUACCCAGAGCUCAUGUCGAAACUCUCCGUCGUCAAUGCGCCCACGUCGUUCACGUUCAUCUGGUCGCUCGUGAAGCCGUGGCUCUCCCCCGUGACACAGUCCAAGGUCGAGAUUCUCGGCGCGAAUUUCCGUGAGGUGCUCCUGGAGCAGAUACCCGCGGAAAAUCUGCCGGAGCGGCUUGGCGGCACGUGUACGUGCAAAAGCCUUGGCGGAUGCAUGACGAGCAACGCGGGCGCGUGGCUGGAGGGAUGGAAAGAGCGCAGGGCGCUGCUGCAGGGUGAGAAACACCUCAAGGAAGACUCAAGUUUUGCAGAGGGAGAAAUGGACGAUAAGGCUACAUAUACGGUGGAUGUCGCGCCGUUGGCAGCCCCUGAGGCUGGUGGGGGAAUGAUGCUUCCAGCGUGA